Nerophis ophidion (straightnose pipefish) is the source of this 1828-nucleotide messenger RNA. Its product is annotated as leucine-rich repeat-containing protein 52-like. Gene Ontology annotation, molecular function: potassium channel activator activity; transmembrane transporter binding; voltage-gated potassium channel activity. The transcript is spliced from 2 exons. The record is from RefSeq and is a predicted model, not a curated record. Lineage: Eukaryota; Metazoa; Chordata; Actinopteri; Syngnathiformes; Syngnathidae. Gene Ontology annotation, cellular component: voltage-gated potassium channel complex. Bases 296 to 1264 code for a protein of 322 amino acids.
CCAUUCAUCCAUUCAUCCAUUCAUCCGGGCAGGCAGGAAGUGGCUCAAGGUCUUGGGGGUGCGGGUCAGUCCCGCCGCCAUCAUGCACUCGGCUGGGGACAACUAAGUCCCAAAAAUGAGUCACCAAGGGGGUGAUUCCGUGGCUCCGCACCUCAGCUGGGACCGCUAAGCCGCUCGCCCGCCCGGGUCACCCGUCUUCUCAUUGGAUAUCGAGGCCCAUGCAGGAUGACCGGAGAGGGAGUCCAGGUCCAGGUCCAGCUCGGCCCGAGCGCAUGACGCUCCAGGCGGCCCCGUCAUGCGUCUCCGAUCGGAGCCCGGCAUCCACUCCCUACGACUCCUCUUCCUCUUCAUCUUCGUGAUGGGGGCGGCGCCCUCGCCGGCCGUGACCGCCGGCUGCCCCGACAGGUGCGUGUGCGACGACCAGCUGGUGGUCCAGUGCGCCGGGCAGGACCUGGUCUUGUUCCCCAGCGACCUGCCCCUGGCCACGCGGCAGCUCAUCAUCUCCAACAACCGGAUUGGAGACCUGCCGGCGCUGCAGCUCAACUACUUGUCCGAUUUGGUCUACUUGGACUGCAGCAACAACUCCCUCUCCGAAAUCUCAGAGUCCACCUUCGGGAACUUGCGCAAACUGGCCUACCUGGACUUGUCCUUCAACACCCUGCUGCAGAUCGAGGACCGGACUUUCGGGCCGCUGGCGUCCCUGGUCAUGCUGCGGCUGACGGACAACCCCGGUCUCGGGGAGGUCCACCCGGAUGCCUUCUCUGAGAACAUGGCUCUGCAGGUUCUGGACGUGAGCCGGAACAACCUGACGGUCCUCAACAUCAGCGGGCUGAUCGCUCUGCCGGCUCUGAGGUCUCUGGGCCUCAGCGGGAACCCGUGGAAGUGCGACUGUGACACCGAGGACCUCUGCCUUUGGGUCCAGAUAGAAGGCUUCAAAUUCCAAGACGAGGGCCAGACCGUUUGCCACGGCCCCCCCGAGCUGGCAGGCCGGCGCCUGGCCGAGGUGGGCAUGCAGCUGCGGGUGGACUGCCACCAAGGCUUGGGCUACUGGGACUACCUCUUCUUCGUCGCCAUCGGCUUCAUCAUCUUCUCGGCGGGCACCGUGUCGGCCUGGGUGAUGGGCGUGCUCAUGGUGCUGUACGAGCGCUACAGCAAGCGCCGGAGCGAGGAGCUGGACAGUGACGACGAGGACGAGCGGGGGGGAGGACGAGGAGGAGGGAACCAUGGCAACGGGGACGUGAGCAAGCCUGGCAUGCAGGUUUGACCGCACCCGCGACCCCCAGAACCAAAGACUCUGCAAAGGCUACACGUUUAGAUACUGCGGCUACGCUCCCCCAAAUAUUGGACCGUGUGUGUGUGUGUGUGUGUGUGUGUGUGUGUGGGCUGGUUUUAAGGAUGCCUUCAACUCUGGAAUACAGGAAAUGACCCUGAGAGUAUUGACAGCAAUAAGUACCCCCAAACCUUUUUUUUUUUUUAAGUAAAACCUGCAAUUUUGGCACAUAUCAUUACAGUAACAAUUCAAUUCAGUUACAUAUAUAUAUUAUUUAUUUAUUUUUUUAUACGCCAAUUUGUUCCCUUUUUUUGUUUUUGUCAUACAUUCCAAAAAGUCAACAUGCACUAUUUCCAUUUGUGGAAAGAUUUCCAAAUGUAAUUACAUUUCUUAUGUCAAUAUGUAAUAUGCACUUUUUCAAAUGUAUUAAUUAAUUUUUUUCCGUUAAAAAACAAAAAAAAGCAACAUGUUCCUCUCGAUAAAAGCUCAGUUUUGAUCCACCCUGGUCGUUUAUACUGCCCUAUCAAAUUAAAUCAAAUUUAAUUCAAUUCAAUUAAA